AUGUUUCGAGCUGCCGCAGCUGGUCCCUUUGACGAGGGCGUCGCCAAGGCCACCGACGAGAACCUCACGUCCGAAGACUGGGGAGCUAUCAUCGAGGUCUGCGACCGCGUAGGCAGCGAUGCAAAUGGUCCCAAAGAGGUUGUACAGGCAAUGAUCAAGCGUCUCGCCCAUCGCAAUGCCAAUGUCCAGCUCUAUACCCUCGAACUUGCGAAUGCCCUCAGCCAGAACUGUGGCAAGAACAUGCACCGCGAGCUCUCAAGCCGAGCCUUCACUGACGCCAUGUUGAAACUCGCAAACGACCGCAAUACCCACACUCAGGUCAAGGCCAAGAUUCUCGAGCGCAUGAAGGAGUGGUCCGAUAUGUUUAGCAAGGACCCCGAUCUCGGCAUCAUGUACGACGCGUACUUCCGUCUCAAGCAGAACAACCCGACUUUGCAGGCCCCUUCGGCGCCCCAGAAGACUGGUCUGACCGACCUGGAUCGUCAGAAGGAGGAUGACGAGCUUCAGAUGGCUUUGAAGUUGUCGCUGCAAGAAGAGGAGAAGAAGAAGGCGCCUGCCGAGUCCAGCGCCGGUCCAUCCUCUUCCGCCGCCGCCGCUGGAUCCUCGACACACGCUGCUGCACAGCCCCAAGCUCACUCUACACCAGUGCCUGCUGGCACGACAGCUGCCACCGUGUCAAGGGUGCGAGCACUAUAUGAUUUCGUUCCUUCCGAGCCGGGUGAGCUCGAGUUCAAGAAGGGCGAUGUUAUUGCAGUCCUCGAGUCGGUUUACAAGGAUUGGUGGCGGGGCUCUCUCAAGGGGAAGACGGGAAUUUUUCCCCUUAACUAUGUUGAGAAGCUCACAGAUCCCACCCCCGAUGAGCUGGCACGUGAGGCGCAGAUGGAGGCCGAGGUGUUUGCAGAGAUCAAGAACGUCGAGAAGCUGCUCACACUAUUGAGCACGUCCAACACGGCGCCGAGAGAAGAGGAUAACGAGGAGAUAUCGAAGCUCUACCACCAAACGCUAGCCAUCAGGCCGAAGCUGAUCAAGCUCAUUGAGAAGUACUCCCAGAAGAAGGAUGACUUUACACAGCUGAAUGAGAAGUUCAUCAAGGCUCGCCGCGACUACGAGUCUCUUUUGGAAUCAUCCAUGUCGCAUCCUCCUCAGCCUAGUUACCACCAGUAUGCCAUGAGACCUGGUCCCGGCGGGUACCCAGGCGGACCGGGGGCGGGGUAUCCUCCGCAGGGUCCUCCUCAAGGCCCUCCCCAGGGCCCUCCUCACCAACAGCAGCAGCAGGAGCAGAGAUACUAUACUCCAGCACCCCAAGAACAACCCCAAUACCCUCAGUCUACGCCCUCGCCGAACUUCCAGCGUCCGGCACAGGCAACGCCUGCUCCUUUCUACGUAGCCGGUGCAGAGGUCCCUUCAGCACCGCCUCACAACCAACCGCAACAGUACCCCCCGCGUGACCAACGUAUUCCUUCCACGGGCAAGGCACAGGUGCCGCCGAUUAACACCUCGUCACCACCACCGGCCAACACGUAUUCCGCAUAUUCUGUGCCUCCCAAUCAAGGAAGGCCACAGAGCACUUACGGCCCCCAGGAGCUGGCAACCUCUGUCUACGACUCACCCAUUGCUACCCAUAACCCGAGCUCUGCUGCAACAUAUACAUCCUCCGUGUAUUCCCAAGACGAUUACAACAACGGUAGCCCCGUUGUAGGUAACUCGACUGUUCCAGCACCUUCAUCCUUCCAACCAUCAGCACCACCAGCCGGGCAACCCUCACAACCACCUCAACAGCCGCCGCAACAACACCAGCAGCCACAGUACCAGAGCUAUCAGCCACCAGGAGCUCAGGGGCAAGACAACUACGUCAGUGCCCCUACUCAGGCACCGCCGCCUGUGCCGACUGGAGCGGCUCCGCCUAUCCCAGGUGCCGGCCGUUCUGAAGUGAUGACACCGCCGCCCCUGCAGCCUGGCGGCGCGGCCUACGAUGCUAGAAAUAGCCUUCCGAGCCAAGGACCAUCACAGCCGCAGUACAGGGCGUAUGUUCCGCCCGGCGGUGGUGCCGAUGGGCCGAGCGCACCGCCCGCUGCGGACUACUAUCGACAGAGUGGCGUUUACUAG
Messenger RNA from Colletotrichum fioriniae, 2106 nucleotides. Lineage: Eukaryota; Fungi; Ascomycota; Sordariomycetes; Glomerellales; Glomerellaceae. The record is from RefSeq and is a predicted model, not a curated record.